Messenger RNA from Ochotona princeps (American pika), 1549 nucleotides. Its product is annotated as interferon-induced, double-stranded RNA-activated protein kinase-like. The transcript has 9 exons. The coding region runs from base 391 to 1008 and encodes 205 amino acids. NCBI's taxonomy places the organism in Eukaryota, Metazoa, Chordata, Mammalia, Lagomorpha, Ochotonidae. Gene Ontology annotation, biological process: protein phosphorylation. Gene Ontology annotation, molecular function: ATP binding; protein kinase activity. The record is from RefSeq and is a predicted model, not a curated record.
CAGUAUGAAUGAAUUAAUCAUCUGACACGAUUUCCCAUUUUUUCCUUAUAGAAUGCCAGAAGUAAUGAAAUAAAGGAAAAAAGGAAUUUGGCACCUACUGUUGACUCCCUUGAUAAAGAAGCAACCAAAUAUACUGCGGAUGACAGGUUUACCAAAGAUUUUAAAGAAAUAGAACCGAUUGGCUCUGGUGGAUUUGGCCGAAUUUUCAAAGCAAAACACAGAAUUGAUGGAAAGGUCUAUGCUAUCAAACGUGUUAAAUAUGAUAAUGAGAAGGUGGAGCGGGAAGUGAAAGCACUGGCAGCCCUCUCUCAUCCCAAUAUUGUUCAGUACUAUCAUUGUUGGGAAGGAACCGAUUACAGUGAUCCUGAUACGGGGGAAAGUGGGGAUAGUAUGGUUAGUAGUUCAAGAUCCAAUUGUGAUGUUAAGACCAAGUGCCUUUUGAUACAAAUGGAAUUCUGUGAUAAAGGGACAUUGGAGCAGUGGAUUGAAAAUAAAAGAGGGGCCAAACCAGACAAACCUUUGGCUUUGGAGUUAUUUCGGCAAAUUACAACAGGACUGGAUUAUAUACAUUCUCAGGAGUUGAUUCAUAGAGACCUGAAGCCAAGUAACAUAUUGUUAGUAGAUGAAAACAAAAUAAAGAUCGGAGACUUUGGACUUGUAACAAAAUUAAAAAAUGAUGAAAAGCGAACUGUUAACUUGGGAACUUGCCGAUAUAUGAGUCCAGAGCAGAUUGAUUCAGAAGACUAUGGAAAGGAAGUGGACAUCUAUACGUUGGGGCUCAUUCUUGCUGAACUUCUUUACAUAUGCCCAACGAUUUCUGAAACAAUAAAGAUUUUCAAAAAGCUAAAGAGUGGCUCUUUUCCAGAUGUAUUUGAUGCUAAAGAAAAAAUGCUUCUGCAGAAACUACUGUCGGUAGAACCCGAGAAGCGACCCGACACAUCCGAAAUACUGCAGACAUUGGACAGGUGGAACCAGGAGUCGAUCCAAAAGCAGAGAAAAACAUGCUAGGGACCUUUCGAAAAGUAUCUCAGUUCUAAUUGAUUUUUCUGUGGUUAACUAAAAUCUACAGGAGGGUAUUGCUAGACAUUUAAGUAUUGUUUUUAUCCAUUUUACCCUUGUUUUACUACAUUUGUAGAAAUAUUUUAAUUUCUACCUUGAUAAUAUGCUUACCGUUGCCCUUCCCUGACUUUUCCCUGCUGGGGAAAAGCCCUCAAAGUGUCUUUAUAAUUAAUUAAUGAAUCCACAAAUACAUUUAUAUUAAAUAUCUGCUGUUUUUUUAAGCCAAAAACAUAUAUUUAUUUCCCUUCCUUACAAUGGCUUGCAAGCCAGUUGGAGAAAUAUGAUUCUCAUAAAAAGUUAAUUUACAAAUAAUGUUGGAAAAGACUUUGAUAUUAUCUAGUAAAAUCUAAGCAGUACAUAACCCUCCAACUAUCAGUUCCAUUCCCAUAUACACAGUUAGUGGAUUGUUCACAGGAACCUUGGUUAUAGUAGCCAAAAGCACAGGAAACAGCCAUAAUGCCCAUCAUAAAGAACAAUGGAUUAAAACAUU